Messenger RNA from Cannabis sativa, 936 nucleotides. Its product is annotated as translocator protein homolog. Gene Ontology annotation, cellular component: membrane. Bases 217 to 774 code for a protein of 185 amino acids. The transcript has a single exon. Lineage: Eukaryota; Viridiplantae; Streptophyta; Magnoliopsida; Rosales; Cannabaceae. The record is from RefSeq and is a predicted model, not a curated record.
AAAAAAAAUAAAGAAAGAAAGACAUAACUCUCUCUCGUACAAACAAAAUGCCAAAACAUUCUCAAAAAAAACUCCUAAACUUGCUCCAAAACGUUCAUUUCAUUCCAACCCCAAUACAAAUUCCCUUCACCAUAUUUUCUCUUCCUUCGAUUUAACAAUUUCUUCUCAUCCCAUAUAUUCUCCUUUUAUGGUUUAUUACCCAACAAAAAUCCCACAAUGCCAUCCCAAUCUCUCCAUUCUGCUACUUUCGUUCUCGACCAAACCACCAUCAAUUCCAAGAUGCCAAAACGAGAAGACAAAGCCAAGGCCAAGACCAAGAGAGCCCUUCGCUCCCUCCUCAUAGCGGUUUCAGUGCCUCUUUCACUUACAGCGGCCAUCAUUUUCUUUUUCGGGUCGGGUCAACGUUACCGGGCCUUUGCAAAGCCCUUUUGGUUCCCACCCUUGUGGUUCAUACACCUUGCAUCGUUGGGCUCGUCAUCUUUAAUGGGCUUUUCGGCCUGGUUGUUUUGGGCCGACGGUGGGUUCCAUGCCCAACCCGAUUCGUUGCCUCUGUACAUCGCUCAAGUUUCUCUGGGCCUCGUUUGGGACCCACUUGUGCUUGUGAUGGGCCAAACUUGGCUUGGUUUGGUUUUUGGUUUGAUACAUUUUGGGACUCUCUUUGCUUGUUACCGUACAUUCCGACGUGUCAAUCCAUUUGCUAAGGAUCUUGCUAAGCCUUGUUUGGCUUGGGCGUUUUAUCUCACACUUGUCAAUUUUAAACUUAUUUAUCUUUGAGUUUUUUUUUUUAUAUAUAUGAUUGUUAUUUUAGGUUUUUUAAUUUUGAAGAGCAUUACCUCAUUUUCAUUGAGGGUAUAUGAAUAGAAUUGAACUGUGUAUGAAAUUAGAAUAGGAAUAUAUGUAUGGUUAUGAAAUGAAUGAUUUUAUUUGGUGGUUGAA